Messenger RNA from Darwinula stevensoni, 813 nucleotides. The record is from the annotation of a GenBank genome assembly. NCBI's taxonomy places the organism in Eukaryota, Metazoa, Arthropoda, Ostracoda, Podocopida, Darwinulidae.
UUACAGGCUUAUUCUAGAAGUCAUGCUAGUGACUUCUAUAUUCUGGCUUCCUAUAUAUCUCCAAAUGACAGUAUGAAAAUAUGAAAUGUGAACAUGCCAGGGGUUUGCUUGGAUGGUUGCCAUGCUUGGAUUGCUUGCUGGAAUCUUGUCAUGUUGCCACUUGAGAAUGAAAGGAAGGACAACUCUAUUUUAUUCCUGGAACAUAUCAUCUCUUUGGCUUCUGAUGGCAUUUUUCCAAUUCACUGUGAUCGGUUUUUGGAAGAUAAAUUAUUCAGAGAAUUUUAUGCUGCUAGUCUUAUAUGGUGCAGCUAUUUAUUGUCUGCGGAAAGUAGUUUUCAUUAGACAAAUGGAACUUGGACUACAAAAUCGAGGCCUGGUGAUUACUCCUUUCCACAAUACCCUUGGGCAAGGAUCCUACUGCAGUGCUUGUGGAGUGAGCAUUGAAGACAGACUCUUCCACAGCCAUUGGGUGAAUGGGUGCAUAACAAACAGGAACUUCAGUUGGUAUAUGGGAUUCUUGUGGCUGACAUUGGUGACAGUUGCAUAUGGGAGCAAUUUAGCUUUGACCAGUGUCUGCCAUCCUCAUUAUCUUGUACAGCAAUUCCUCCUGGUCCCCAAUGACUGCUCCUAUGUCUUCUCUGAUACAGAGUAUGCUUGCACUUAUGUGGCUUCCUGCUAUGCACUUCUAUUUGGCAUCCCUUUAGCCCUAACUGCCAUCAGCAUGACAGUCAAGAAACCAAGCCCAAAGAAGUGAUAUCUUUGAUUCCUUAUAUAAUUGCAAAUGAGAGUGCAUCACUCUUGGUGCAGUGCAGU